Candida tropicalis MYA-3404 is the source of this 2643-nucleotide messenger RNA. It is a transcript of the gene AKL1, whose product is annotated as serine/threonine protein kinase. NCBI's taxonomy places the organism in Eukaryota, Fungi, Ascomycota, Pichiomycetes, Serinales, Debaryomycetaceae. Gene Ontology annotation, molecular function: ATP binding; protein serine/threonine kinase activity. Gene Ontology annotation, biological process: protein autophosphorylation; peptidyl-threonine phosphorylation; actin filament organization. The record is from RefSeq and is a predicted model, not a curated record. The coding region runs from base 1 to 2643 and encodes 880 amino acids. Gene Ontology annotation, cellular component: cytoplasm. The transcript has a single exon.
AUGGGGAACAUCCAAAAGCUUGCCGAAGGCACUGUCCUUCAGGUUGGGAAACAUAAGGCCACGGUAGUAAAAUAUCUCUCUGAAGGAGGGUUUGCUCAUAUUUACAAAGUUACCAUCGAUCCCUCGGAGAAUGAUUCUAAUAUUGCUUGUUUAAAGAGAGUACUUAUCCAGGAUAAAAAUGGUUUAAACGAACUAAGAAAAGAGGUCGAAGUUAUGAAGACCUUACGUCAUAGCCGAAAUAUUGUCAAAUAUUAUGAUUCUCAUGCCGAAAGAUUGGAGGACGGAACGUAUCAAGUUUUAGUAUUGAUGGAAUUAUGUCCCAACGGGUCUUUAUUAGAUUAUAUGAAUCAACAUAUAAAAACUAAAUUGACUGAAUCUCAGAUCCUUAAAAUCAUGUUGGAUAUCUGUCAAGGGAUAUAUGAGAUGCACAAAUUGAAAUUGAUUCACCGUGAUAUCAAGAUAGAGAAUGUAUUGAUCGAUUCAAAGAAUGUGUUCCAAUUGUGUGAUUUCGGAUCAACAACAGUACCCACGAUGGCGCCACAAGACCAACAACAAUUCAACUACCUUAGUCAUGAUAUUCUUUACCAUACCACACCUCAAUACCGAGCCCCAGAAAUGGUUGAUUUAUAUAGGGGUUUUGCGAUUGAUGAGAAGGCGGAUAUCUGGGCAUUGGGAUGUUUCCUUUAUAAAUUAUGCUAUUACAUUACUCCAUUUGAAACCAAUGGGGAUAUCGCCAUCUUGCAUGCAUCCUUUCAAUUCCCACCAUUACCCGAGUAUUCUGGAGAUCUUAAAAAUCUAAUAAUCAUCAUGCUUCAAGAAAACCCAUUUUUCCGUCCAAAUAUUGUUCAAGUAACCAUGUUGGUUUGUAAAAUAAUGAAACUUGACUUUAAUGAAUUAAAGUUGAAGGAUUUCUACAAUGCUGGUUCUUACAACUUCCAAGCUUUGCAUGAAUACCAAGUCCAAAAGCAGAAUGAGCUUUUAAGACAAAAACAAAUGUAUUACCAACAACAAGCACUUGCAAAUUCAAAAAAUGCAUUACCAUUGAAAGACCAACCUACUGUAUUAUCUGUUCAAGCCACGCAUGCAUCACCAACCCCAGGGCCUGUUCUGGUUCAAAAAGAAAACAAUAAAGAAGCUGCCAAUGAACAUUAUCAACCACCACAUCAACCACUACCAAAUAAUGAAGUUACUUCUGAAUUGUCAUCAACGGUUAAGUCAGAUAAUCUUCAAGUUCCUACAAGUUUGACAGCAGGAUCUUCUGCAGAAUCACUUGCAGGAUUUAGUCUGGAUGAUGACUUGGCUAAAGAGAUUGCCGAAAUCGAAGAUUUGGAAGAUGCCGAGCAAAGAUAUCCAUCAUUGGAUGAAUUUGAUUUACCUGAUGGAACAAGCCAAAAGAGUGCUAUUCCACUGAGACUGACAAGUAUGAAAACUUCUCAUUCGGAUGCCAUUUCAUCCAAGAGUAUUGAGGUUUUUGAAAAAGCCAAUAAAGAGGAGCCAUGCACGAAGAAAGAACAAGCAGAAAAGUUGGCAGAUGAUAUAUUCUCAAAUGUUGUUACUUCACCUGUUGUUGAGAGCCAUGAUAAGUUUGGUAAUUUGGAAGUUGCUAAUGACAACGAUUUACUUGGUUUAUCUAAAGAUGUGGAGAAGUUAGCAGUGGAAAAUACCAAUCCUCAGCAAAUACCAACUAUACCAUCGAAUAAGAGUGGCACCAGGAAUCCAUUUCCAUAUAUACAAGCUACUAGUAUUCCGAAACAAGAGGGGAAUUUUGAGCAAAUUGAAGUUACAAAGAAGAAUAACCCAUGGGGAGGGUAUAGAGCUAAACCAGAAGAAGAUAUGUCUCCAAUUCAACAACCAUUGACUCAGAAAGGCCCAUCACCUCCACAGAAGACGGUACAAGAGGGUUCAAUUCCUACACCUCCUCAACCACAUUUACCAACAAUGAUUGCAUCUACACCCCCACAACAACCGGCUCAAUUGAAUCAACAAAUUCAACCACAGCCACAACCACAGCCAGUACAACCGCAACAACCAAUUGUCACAGAACUGGGUACAGUGCCAAUUUCAACAUCCAAACCAGCACCAUUUUCUUACUUACAGUUUGCAAGUGGAGCACCUUCUGUGGAUGCUGCCGUUGCCCCUCCUAACAUCAUUGUUCCACCUCUUACAAACUCCAAACUGUCUGCUAGUAUUUUGCCUACUGGAGAAGCAUCGGAAAAACCCAAAGUAAGUAUUCAGGAAUCAAAUCUAAUUGACUUAGAAGUUGGUUUAGAUUCUGCUAGUACAUCACCAUCAGUUGUGUAUAGUAAACCAGGAAACGAAUCAUUUGUUUCACUUAUUGAUAUGGAUGACACCCAAAUGAAACAACCAGAGGGAAGACCUAGUACUGAACAAACUAAACCAUUUAAGAAACGAGUAGUAUCAAGUACUCAUACACCUUCUCAAUUGAGUUUACAAGAAGAAGUUAUCGACUUUGCAUCAGAUGAUGAAAGUCCUGAAAAUGGGUCUCACAUGAAUCGUCUUAAGAUAAGAAGCUCUUUGAAAAAACCCAGUCGGACAAGAAGAUCUGGCGAAUACAAGAGAACUGAAAGUAUUAAUGGAGAAACAUCUAAGAAGAGGCUUUCCUUCUUUGGAGGCAGCAGUUAG